Molecule: messenger RNA, 1295 nt
Organism: Mycena citricolor
Lineage: Eukaryota; Fungi; Basidiomycota; Agaricomycetes; Agaricales; Mycenaceae
Source: the annotation of a GenBank genome assembly
CGGGAUCCAGUUAUUUCUCUCGAACCUGGGAUCUUCAGUGCUUUUUUCAAGACUGGAAGCUCACGAGCUGAAAGAAUAACGCCUCGGGUGCCGAUUUGAUCCGGCUCUCUUCGAGUCAGAACUCUGCCCAGCCACCUCCUGUUGUAACUCUCCCAUUCCCACCGUACCGUCAUUCGUCCAGUCUCCUGUCUCUUGAUCCGGGUCCGAGAUUGGUCUGAAACUAUGAUGACGCUAUCAGUGAAAAACUCGGGAGCGAAACCUAAUGAAGUAAGAAGGUUCAGUGGAUUUGGGUAUCAGGCAGGACAUCAAAAGCUGCAUGACUCCGACUGACUCAUUUCUGGCUUACGAGAUCGUGCUACGUCCGGACGUCUGAGAUGGCACACUCUGCUAUAAAACGUUCCACGACCGGCCUGAGUUGUACCAACUUCCAUUUUCGGCGACUAUAACAUGUUUCCUGGCAUCCAAAGCAUCCACGAGAUUUGUCCUGGGAUCAUCUUGCGCUGCGACUGCCUGUCGAGUGAAAUGGACAAGACUAUCCUCUCACCAGAGGAAUGGCAUGCACGCUGGGCUUCUGGGACGCGACCGACGGCGGAUCCAAAACCGUGUCUCGUGAUCGAAGUCGACUACGACGCGGAGUUUGUCAAGGUCGCAAGGUUGUGCGAUGCUGCGCCGCGCGACUGCAGAAAAUGGGUCAGAAUAGAUAGUGCGCCUGAAAUCGAAUGGUGCCAUCCAUAUUCUUGGAUCUGGGUCGGAUCCCCUGCGACGAUGCGUCUGGUCAAAAACAGGUCUCGGAUCAUGCAUAUAAACCAAGACCCGCGAUUCAACCAAGACCCUAUCUCCUCCCGCAACCUGCGUCACUAUCUCGUGCACCGCGAAAACUAUGAGAGCUGGCGGAGAUUUCAGGCGCAGACCCAGUCGUCGCCGGAGCCAUCGCCGUUCAGCGCCGCCUACGGGACAAACCUCGGGCCGUACACCACGCUCCACGUACAGCCCGUCGUGGUUCCCGCCGGAUUUACGGAACAGCACCCGAUGCAUCCCGGGCUGUACCGAAAUCCGGGGACCGGAUGGUUUUGGAGUGCAGAACGCGGGUUGAUACAUCCCAAAUGACAUGAAAAAUGAACAAGCUCAUACAUAAUAUUCGUCCUGAGAUUGAGACACUGAGAAGUAGAUGGGAUAUUACCUUCCACUUGUGGACACGAAAGACAUUGGUGUGCACUCAAAUAGGCGCUUGGACGCUCCUCCGCCUCCUCGAACACUUCAGCCAACCGAGCGAGACAUGCGUCCGUGGCUUCAGA